GAUUGCUGCUUGAGUUCCUCUUCCAAGAUGGCGACCGCUUCGAAAGCGCCUGAUACGAGGCAAGAACUUGCAGAUUUAGUAAAAAGACGCCAAGAACUCGCUGAAAGCUUGGCUAACUUGGAAAGGCAAAUAUAUGCCUUUGAAGGGAGCUAUUUAGAGGAUACUCAGCAAUAUGGUAAUAUUAUUCGUGGAUGGGAUAGACUUAUGACAAACAAGAGUACUUCAACAAAGUUGGAAAGAAAGCAUAGAAAAUUUAAGGAUGCAGAAAGAUUAUUCUCUAAAUCAUCAAUUACAUCGCAUGCAGCUGUUCAAAGAGGUGGAAUGGCGGAAGCUGAGCCCGAGAGAGUGCUUAGAGAAACAGCAGCAAAUUUGGAACCAUUGCAGCACAACCAUAUUGGAAAAGUACACAAAGCAUCCCAUAAGAAGAGGAAGAACAAGAAAAGGAUAGAAUUCCGGGUAAAGAAAGAAUCCCAACGAAUGGCAGAAAUGAGUGCUGGAGAGGAUGAUGACUGAAUUCUACAACACACCAAUGAAAAUAAAUGACCUUUGAAACACCUGGAGAAGAAUAUUGUUUUGAAAUUUGUCAACAUCCUGCAAGUUUUAACAUAUAGGUUUCAAUGUAUAUUUUAGCAGUAAUAUGUAGGAUUUAACUCUUUUUAUUUAAUUCUAUCGAAUCUACCUUUUGUAUAAAGUAAAUAAAUUGUAGCAUAUACAAAUUCAAUGAACGAGAACAAUUUUC
Dendronephthya gigantea is the source of this 739-nucleotide messenger RNA. Its product is annotated as chromatin modification-related protein MEAF6-like. Gene Ontology annotation, cellular component: NuA4 histone acetyltransferase complex. The record is from RefSeq and is a predicted model, not a curated record. The coding region runs from base 28 to 513 and encodes 161 amino acids. Lineage: Eukaryota; Metazoa; Cnidaria; Anthozoa; Malacalcyonacea; Nephtheidae. The transcript has 8 exons.